Messenger RNA from Spea bombifrons (plains spadefoot toad), 3188 nucleotides. RefSeq names its product TBC1 domain family member 30-like. The transcript has 14 exons. Gene Ontology annotation, cellular component: endoplasmic reticulum. NCBI's taxonomy places the organism in Eukaryota, Metazoa, Chordata, Amphibia, Anura, Pelobatidae. The record is from RefSeq and is a predicted model, not a curated record. Bases 356 to 3124 code for a protein of 922 amino acids.
CUGGAGACGUCACAUGUCUUAUUCACCUGUUAAACAAGUAACUGAGAAAGUGACCAGACAGGUUUGCACCACUUUGAGUCAGGAGGAGGAGAGUCUAAAACAAACUUACUGAGAAAGCACAGGCAGUGGAAGGUGUCUCCACCCCUUGUAUCUCUAAGUAGUACAGUCCCGGAACUUUUACCAGUGUCAGAAACUUGGAUCUUACGGUGGAGUCAAAAAAGUAAGAAGCAAGUCAGAUAUGGGUGGCGAGUAUUCCCUACUCUGUUACUUCCAGUUUGUUUCACUCUGGAGGACAUGUUGGUAACAACUGCAGGAUUCUGGAAUUGCUCCCUGGCUCUUAUCUCACAAAGUAACCAUGGAGGUUGAUACGCCGGACUUAUUUGAAGAUUACGAGAGUGAUGUGUUUAUCAAUGAGAGUGGCGCAGAAUCUGGCUUUCCUGCAAACCUCAACUCAUGGCCCCCCACUUUUCCAGCUGUCUGGACACCGCUAAAGCCUGAAGAUCAGGAAGGUGAAGUGUUGCCAAAUGAAUGUUCAAGUGGCAGAGGCAGUGCAGACAGUGCCAACUCGGCUUUCUCACAAGAAGGCCGUAGUCGCACCUCAUCUCUCGUGAAUGGUUUACUUACAGAGCUCUAUGACACAUACCGGUCUGGAUCUACCUCUGGACAUCUUUACCAUGAUAGUGUGGACAGCUCAACAGAGGCAUCUGGAUCGGAUGCCUUUCUAAGCAGAAGUAAUCCUGAAUCUGGCUUCCUUCAGGAGCUUUCGGAGAAGCAAAGUCGCAGGCAUCAAAUACAGUAUCUGAAGCAGAAAGAUAUUGGAGAACUAAAAUCCAUAAGAGGAGAGCUGGACCACCAAAUUGGAGUUCAGUCUGCCAAACUCUUACGUCAGCUGAAGCAGAAGGACAGACUCCAAAACAAACUGCAGAAGAAUUGCGAUAUUGUCACGGCGUGUUUGCAGGCAGUUUCACAGAAAAGGCGUGUGGACAUGAAGUUGAAGUUUACGCUUGAACCCUCCCUAGGGCAGAAUGGCUUUCAACAGUGGUAUGAUGCUCUUAAAGCUGUGGCCAGACUCCCAACCGGUAUACCAAAAGAAUGGAGGCAGAGAGUAUGGCUAAACUUAGCAGACCACUACUUGCACAGUAUUUCUAUUGACUGGGAAAAAACCCUUCGCUUUACAUUCAAUGAAAGAAGCAAUCCUGAUGAUGACUCCAUGGGUAUACAGAUAGUUAAGGAUCUACACAGAACAGGCUGCAGCUCCUAUUGCGGACAGGAGGCAGAGCAAGAUCGAGUGGUUUUGAAACGUGUCCUGUUGGCCUAUGCCAGAUGGAACAAGUCUGUUGGAUACUGUCAAGGAUUUAACAUAUUGGCUGCACUCAUACUGGAAGUUAUGGAUGGGAAUGAAGGUGAUGCACUAAAAAUAAUGAUCUAUCUCAUAGACAAAGUGCUUCCAGAUAGUUACUUUGUUAAUAAUCUGCGAGCUUUAUCGGUGGAUAUGGCUGUGUUUCGGGACCUUUUGAGAAUGAAACUGCCUGAACUAUCCCAGCAUCUUGAUGUACUCCAGAGAACCGCUAACAGGGAGAGUGGAGGAGGUUAUGAGCCGCCUCUCACAAACGUCUUUACAAUGCAGUGGUUUUUGACUUUGUUUGCGACCUGCCUUCCCAAUCACACGGUUCUGAAGAUCUGGGAUUCCGUGUUCUUUGAAGGUUCAGAGAUCAUCCUUAGGGUUGCAUUGGCCAUUUGGGAAAAACUAGGAGAGCAGAUUGAAUGCUGUCAGAACGCUGAUGACUUCUACAGUACAAUGGGGAGGUUGACCCAGGAGAUGCUUGAAGAUAACAUAAUAGACAGCAAUGAACUGAUGCAGACUGUUUACUCUAUGGCUCCAUUCCCAUUCCCACAGCUGUCUGAACUGAGGGAGAAGUACACCUAUAACAUUACCCCAUUCCCAGCACCUGUUAAAUCCGCUUCAUUCUCUGGGUGUUCAACGAAAAUGCGCGACAGUGAUGAAGAAAAUGAUGUGGAUGAGGAUGAUAUUAAUGCCAAUUCUGUAGGCUGUCUUGGACCAUUCAGUGGACUCUUGGCCACAGAGCUGCUAAGUUACCAAAAACAAAUAAAAGAUCAAAAAGAGGAACAGGGACUGAAACCAAAUAAUAUUGCUGAGCUGAGUCCGGGUGCCAUAGAUUCCUGCCGGAGCGAGUACCAUGCAGUGUUUAACAGUAUGAUGAUGGAGCGCAUGACCACGGAUAUCCAUGCCCUGAAACAACAAUAUUCCAGAAUUAAGAAAAGGCAGUUGCAACAAAUUAACCAAGUGUAUAUCAGAGCAGGGCUUCAAGAAGAAAAAGACCCUGGGAUCCCACUUGAUCCCAGGGAUCAGCUGACUAAUGAUAAAGGGCCUGUGAGCAGCAUCCUGCCGUCUCAAGUAAACAAUUCUCCAGUUAUCAAUCAUCUGUUACUUGGUAAAAAGCUGAAGCAGGUGAAUCGAUCCGCUAAAAAUGCAGUUGUGCAGUUACCAACUUCAAAAUCCUCACCGCUUCUUAAUGAAGACUCAAAGGGCAAGAUGAACUCACCCUGGAGAACCCACAUCAGAGUUCAUCGAAAGACCAAAGGUCAACUUGGCUAUGGAGACACAGUUGGACUCAUAGAGGAGCAAAAUGAGGUCCCCAAGGAUCUGGUUGAUGGGUCAAAAGAAGCUGAAGAAUCUGUGCAGAUUCCUACUACAACAGUUGGAGGAGAAACCAGUUUGGAUAGAACGGUUUUGAAAGUUGACGGCCAUUCUGCUGAACCAGUCUAUCAGGAUGAGAAUGCAAAUGUGACUGUUGUGCAAAGCAAGUUGGAGGCACUGGAGCUAAACGCAAAAGACGAAGCGGAGGGAAAGUCAGAGAAUAUCUUGCAGCUUCCACCCCCCGACUUGCACAACACGUCAAGUGAUAGUGGAACUUUGGCAAGAUCACCCAAAGAACAGGUUUUUAGCCCUUUCCCAAGUGUCAAACCACUUAGGAAAUCCACCGCGGCCAGAAAUUUGGGUUUAUAUGGUCCAAAUAAUAGAACCCCUACUGUGAACUUUCCACACAUGAGCAGGAGCUUCAAUAAGCUGUCCAAUGGUACAGCUGGUAGCAAAAAACGAUAACUUAACGUAAGCACUUUACACGCCUUGAUAGCUUUGGUUUCUUUUCCAAAACGGAGUCUUUUUU